Lithohypha guttulata is the source of this 2199-nucleotide messenger RNA. It is a transcript of the gene SNF5, whose product is annotated as SWI/SNF chromatin-remodeling complex subunit. Bases 1 to 2199 code for a protein of 732 amino acids. The transcript is spliced from 2 exons. Gene Ontology annotation, molecular function: transcription coregulator activity. Gene Ontology annotation, cellular component: SWI/SNF complex; nuclear chromosome; nucleus. Gene Ontology annotation, biological process: positive regulation of pseudohyphal growth by positive regulation of transcription from RNA polymerase II promoter; chromatin remodeling. Lineage: Eukaryota; Fungi; Ascomycota; Eurotiomycetes; Chaetothyriales; Trichomeriaceae. The record is from RefSeq and is a predicted model, not a curated record.
AUGAGCGACGUCAACGAAGACGCGAAGCAGGCCCUGGCUGUCACGUCGUCCGAAGACACCAACCAGACUGCCCCAGAGCAAAUCAGCACCGCCAAAGAACGCGCCAAAGCCGUGUUCGAGGCCGCGACAGCAUCACCUGCGCCCCACAAUUCGACACAGAGAAUCGACAGUGGACAGAAUGAGCAGGGCGAAGAUAGAGCUGUGAGCAGGAAGAGAAAGCGCGAAACCACCGCCCAACGGAUUCAAACCGACCAAUAUGUGACGCGCGAGUAUCAGUACAAAGCAGACUUUGCUGAGCGCAACCACAAGCCAUUGCUUCUGCAACAGAAGCAACAAGAGGUCCAAUACUACCAAAAGCUAGCAACCGUCCGACAGCAGAAUCCUGGCCUUAUCUUCGGUGUAGGCUAUGAAGGAUUUGGCAACCCACGCACUGAUGAUCGAUCCGUGCGCGAUCCGAUACUGUACCCGCGUAUGCGACGCGCCGGGAAGAAGCAGACCAGACCACCGCGUGUAUCGAGAAGCGAACAAGCAAUCCAGGCCGAGCAGGAUGAAGAGCUUGUGCCAAUACGCCUCGACGUGGAAUGGGGAAAAAUCAAGUUACGGGACACAUUUACUUGGAAUCUACAUGACCAUACCACAAAUAUUGAAUACUUCGCUGAGAAGUUAGUUGAAGACUUUGGCUUGGAUAUUGCUGCGUGCGAAACCUUGGUUAAGAAAGUGGCAGCCAACGUUCGUGAACAGCUGACAGAUUACACACCUCAUAUUUACGCUCAGCCGGAGCCGCUAGACCCUCACCUGCCAUAUAGUGCCUAUAAGAACGAUGAGAUGCGCAUCCUGAUCAAGUUGAAUAUAACCAUUGGACAAAACACACUAAUCGACCAAUUCGAAUGGGAGAUCAACAACCCAUACAACUCACCUGAGGAAUUCGCAAGGCAAAUGACCCACGACCUUAGUUUGGCUGGUGAAUUUACAACAGCGAUUGCUCAUUGUAUUCGCGAACAGAGCCAGUUGUAUACAAAGUCUCUGCAUUUGACCAGUUAUCCAUUCGACGGGAGAGUAAUCGACGACCCAGAUCUCAAGGAGAACUUCCUGCAAUCCCCACUACCUACCCUCUUCAGACCAUACCAGAUGGCCAAGGAGUAUGCGCCAUACAUUUACGAACUGAACGAGGCGGACCUUGAAAGGACUGAGUUAUCUAUCUCGCGUGCACAGAGACUUCAGAAACGAGCAACUCACAGGCGUAACGGUCCUCCACUGCCAGAUUUGAAGGAGAAACCCAAGACCAUCAGGUCUCUUGUGGUUUCGUCGGUGAUACCAGGAGGAGCACUGACUAUGGAAGAUAGUCGAAUCUUCAGGGCAGCCCGUCAAAGCCGCAAGACAGGACGUGGAGCUCGAGAUGAGUUUGACGAGAGUGACGAUUCGGCCAGUGGGGAUGACUCUGCUCCUGACUCACCUGCUAUCCCUACUCAUCUACUACCACCCGGAUCUUCUCGCACCAGAGGCACCAUGAGAAGCGCUGCUCUUACUGCCACAGCAGGCAUCAGAAGCAAUUUGAAUGGUGUUCGAUCUGCCACACCCGAAUCCAGUGUUGCGCUAGAGCCCAGAAGCGCUGCAAGACGAAGGGACUACAAAGAAGAGAGUGAAGAUGACAAUGACAAGCUGGUUGUUGUUCUCAAGGUCGGCAAGCAGAAGCUAAGAGAAUGGGCACGAGCACAACGCUUGAAAGAUCGAGCAGGCCAUCAUUCAAACACUGGAAGCCCCAUGCCCGGGCAGCGACCAAAGGCGGCACCAUUAAACCUGGCUGCCCAGCCUCCUCCUCCACCGAAUACGAAACCUCAGGAGAACAUGUUUGGAGCUAUCGACGCACCACCAGAUCCGCCCAGUGCGGAGCACCCUGCUCCGUCACCCCCAGACUGGCUACUGGAGGGUCUCGAGAAGUUACGAGUCCAGUAUCGAGACGACAAAUUCCAGGCGACAAUGAAGCAUACGGCUAUUGAUCCUGUGACUGGUGGACCUGUACCAGCCGACGACCAAAACCGGCACUUUGAUCACAAGUACGUGCCUCGGAUCAGAUGCUUGGAUUGUCCAGGAAAGCUGUACGUGACUGGGCCAGGCAUGACUGCAGAACGAUUCGAAGCACAUCUGAAGAACCGAAAACACAGAGAAUCAGUGGAAGCGAGGCUAGACCAGGAGGGAUAG